CUUUGUUUCCAGUCGCCGCCUAAAACUCCUGUCUCCUCGUCACUGCCACCAUCCGGAUCUGCCAGUCCCAGUAUGGGUACUCCAUCGAUGCCUUCGCCAAGUGUGAAUUGGAGCGCCCGUCGAGAAGGCAAAUUGGCGUGUCCGACGCCCGGCUGUGACGGUAGCGGCCACCAAACCGGCCUUUACACUCAUCAUCGAAGUCUAUCCGGCUGCCCACGACGUCCCGACAAGUCAACAAUUCAGAUGCUUGCCCUUCAACAGGAUACCGUACUGAGAUGCACGACACCUGGAUGUACCGGAAAAGGUCAUGUGAAUAGUAAUCGCACGUCCCACCGUAGUCUCUCCGGGUGCCCCAUCGCUUACCAGCAGAAACUAAGCCGAAAGGGCGUUAAGGUACGGCAGUGUACCGUGAAUUUCUCACUUUCACCCCUUUUUAGGUCAAUGAUGGAAGCUCUGGUCCAGCUCACUGCAUCGGCUGCUGCAGCUCGUGCUGUCGAUCACCGUGCAACUAUUUCACCAGCAAAGCCCAGCACGGCCACCACUACCAGCUCACCGUCUUCACCAACCACAGCCACUACAGCUGUCACAUCAAUGUCAAUGCCUACGUUAACACUACCAGUUAGCCUAGCGGCUGAAAGCGUAACUCAAUCGUCACCUGCGGCCGCCACAAACACCACCAACGCGGCCACAGCUAUGGCCACUCAACCAUUUUUACUGCCUGAGGGGCUUCUGCCUCCAAAACCCCAUGUUUUCCCCUAUCCGCCGAUGUUCAAUCAACAAAUGCUAGCUCAGUUGUUCUUAGCUCAACUGCAAGGCCAAAAAGGCGCUUUCAUCUAG
Messenger RNA from Haemonchus placei, 837 nucleotides. The record is from the annotation of a GenBank genome assembly. Lineage: Eukaryota; Metazoa; Nematoda; Chromadorea; Rhabditida; Trichostrongylidae.